This is a messenger RNA of Chironomus riparius, 3944 nucleotides long. The record is from the annotation of a GenBank genome assembly. Lineage: Eukaryota; Metazoa; Arthropoda; Insecta; Diptera; Chironomidae.
CUCAAAGUAGGUACGACAGCAAGCAAAUCUCAAACGAAUAGUUUUUUAUUAUAAAAUCUGUGUUAAGUUCCAUUUCAAUUAUCAAUUAGUAUCAAAAUGUCAACGCAAGCAGUCGAUAAGAACAAACAAUGGCGAAUGGAGUCGCUGAUGGAAAGUUUGAGGGCAAAACAAUCACAAAAGUCAUUUUUGGAUCUUGCAAAAGCAACCAGGAUGAGUUUACUUGAGAAAAAAUACAACAUCGACGCCAUUGAAAAACAGACACUGCAAACAGCUUUGGAUAAUUUACAAAAUAAUAUCACAAUUAAAAAUCGAACACAGCUUGUCGAGAGACUUGAAAUGAUCACAAGACGACAAUUAAGUCUGAAAUUUACAGAAAAUAGUAACACAAGUAGCUUAUUCAUCUCGUCAGACAUGUUUUAUUUGGAGAUUCUGCUGGAUCCUCAAAGUGGAAUUGUUAAUGAUGUUAAGGUCCAUCACGAAUGCCUCAACGAAUCUGAAUCCGAACCACAUCUCGUCGAAGUCCUCCGUAAAGGAGACUUCAUCGACUUUACACAGCAACUUGAAGGCUUCCAAUCCAUUUAUCAACUUAACUGUGAAUCUAAAAUUAAAUCAAAAGCACUGAUUGCACUUCAGGCACUCGAAAAUGAUCUCAUGAAUAUUUAUGGCAUGGAAAGUAUGCAAAAUAUUCCACCAGAACUGAUAAUUUUGAGCUCAUCGGUUGGAUUGUUGACGAAGCGACGUGGAGGACAUCCAAUGAAAUUGACAUUUUUCGUGCGUGCUAGUGAGUUGCUGAAUUUAGAGCAGAAAAAGAUGGAUACAGUGCUUGAUGCUUUACAGAAUGCAGCGGCAACGAAGAAAAAUAUUGGAAAUUCAGUGACGAUAAAUUUGGAAGCUGCAGCACCAUCGAAUAAGCUUCAAAUCAUGCCAUUAUUGUUGAAAAAUGGAAAGCUCGAUGGAAAUUACAACUUUCAGCAAAUCACAAACACAAAUUCGACGAUGCUGCCAGCAACGUUUGUCCUUAAACUCAACAAAUCCUUUCCAAUCUCAUCAAAAAUCGUCGAAGACAUCAAAAGAAUCACAAAUUUGAAUGUUUUCGAGGAAGUUGGAAGUAAAAAUGCAGUAAAAGUUGAGAAUCAAAUGCAUUUUGAUAUCCAAAAGGAGUCAAAUUCGUUGCUGAAUCAAAUCAUUAAUUUAGAGUCUGAAGGUUCCUAUCAAAAUUCACAGAAGGGAUUGUUUAUAUCCUUAACGGACCAAUCACACUGCUACUUCAUCUCAGACAAUCCAGACUUAACUGGUUUCAAUUUAAAAUCAAUUCAAUUCACUGAACCAUCACAUGUGACGAGGAUCAUUAAGCUAUUGAGAGAACAAGCAUUAUUCAAUGCCUUAAUAGCUAGUUGUGUCAGAAGUAACAGCCGACAGGACCUCGAGUCAUGCUACAUGUUUGAAGUCAACAUCGUGUCACUUCAUUUCAUUCAAAUCUUCAUCGAACAUCCAACAAAAGAGACGAUGAUAACAGUGGAACUAGAUUUAACGAAUGUUAAGCAGGUGUGCUGUAAAAUUAAUGGAAGUGACUUCCAGUAUGAUGCUAAAUUAGAGAACUACAUUAAUCGUGUGCUGCAAAAGACAAACUCAAUUCCAAUGGUGACCAGAUCACUGCUUAAAUAUUGGGACAAUGAAGCGAAUGAGGCAAGGAUGCAAAAGAGAAUUUUCAAUAACGGAAUUUAUGGACUAGCUGAUCCAAAAAGUAAUGGAACUAGCAACACAGACAAGAAGGAUGAAAUGGAGAAAGACGACGGAUCAAAUGACAAUGAUGACUCGUUCAGUGGAAAUGGACAGGAUUCAAAUGCAUUUGACAUUUGCGGAAUCAACAAGAAUGAAAUAUUCUUCAAGACCAACGACAGUAAAGGUGAGAAAAGAAUGCGAACGGAAGAGAAUGACGUGGAUAUAUUCGACAGAAAAGUCAGUAGAAUCAUGGGAUAUGAUUUGGAUGAUGAAAAUGAGGAAAUGAUGAUUCCAGAAAGGAAUCUCCUUAGUGACGAACUCAUGCAUAAUGAAAAUUCUUCAAUAUCCCCAUGUUCAUCCCGAAGUUCCGAAAGUUCAGCACCAAAUAAAAAAAAUAUGAUAAUGCAUCAAAAGUCUAGCUCAACACCAACCCCAAAAUCUAUGAUUGAUGUGUUUGAGUUUAAUGACCCCUCCCCACCCCACCAACUACCCAUUCAAUCACCAAAACGUAUCCCAACCCCUAAACAGUCGCCAUCUGGCACUGCUUUUAAUCCUGAAAAGAGAAUUCAUGACAUUGAGAUAAUUCCACUAAAGAAUCAAAGGAAUGUUCCAUCACCAAGUCUUGAUGCACCCAUACCAUCACCGUCGAUGCUCGGUCAAACAUCAAUCACAAUAACUCCAAUUAAUAAUUCAAAUUUUUUCUACAAAGGCAGUGAGAAGAAGUCAUCGACGGAUGACAAGUCCAAGUCGGAGAAGAAAAAGAAGCGGAAACGUGAAGAAGGCGAAAUGGGAAGUCCAGCAAUGGUCAAGAAGAAGUCAAGUGACUCAUUAAGCUCAUCACCACCGAAAAAGUCACCAAGUCAAAUGAUGGGAAAGCCACAGGCAAGUUUUAAGCCUUUAAAGUCACCACUUUCGGAAUCAAUGAUCGAUCCGAGUUCUAGUCCAAAAGUUAAGCAUACAAUGAGCAAGAAAAUUGAAGACUUUCCCGAUGCAAUCGAUGAAUUGGCGUUCUUAACUAAUUUUGAUCAGGCACAGCAGACAAUGUCACCGCAGGCUGGGCUGAAGCAUGCACUAUUGCAGUCACAGGCUCAGGCGAAUCGUAAAAGUUCAUUAAAUGCAGUCAUUGAUAAGCUCAAGUCGGAGAUUGCUGAUACAAUUAUGACACCACCUAGUGAAAAGAAGGGGGAGUAUCAGAUUAAGUCAAGUGGAACUAGCAGUGAUGGAAUUAAGAUUACAUUUAAUAAGACGAAGAAGAGUUCAGAGUCCAAGUCACCAAAGCAUACUGGACUCAAGCCAGGCGUUCAAUCCGGUCCAGCAUCUAAAAAAUCUAGCAAAAAUUCAUCACAAAAGCUUCUUUAUCAAAAAUCAAGCUCUUCAUCAUCGCUUCCAUCAACAAACUCAUCACAUCCAUCACCAAAAUCAACAUCGCAGCCCAGCAAAGCAUCCAAAAAGGAAUCAUCAAUGAGUCCAUUUUACAGUAGUGGCAACAGCUCGUCAUCGAAUGAUAUGCUGAAAAAUAUGCUAAACCUUCCGUCACCGACACCUCGAGUUGAUUUAAUGAAAUCCUUCCAAAUUCCAAAGCUUUCAGCUCGUGCAAAGUCUGACGAUAAACCAUUGACUGAUGAUCAGAUCCAUCCAAGAUCAGCACCAACAACACCAAGUCAUCCAAUGGCUCCAUCACCGACAAUGGAUAUGGGACAGUUUGGACAGCUUGGACAACAUCAACAUAAAUUUUACACAAGCAUUCAGCAACAGCAACAACAUAAAUUUAUGGAGCAACAAAGACAAAAGAAACUCUUUAAAAGUGCUAGUUCCGAAUAUCUUUACGAUAAUCAAACGGGGCAUUCAGAUGGACUUGCAGGAAUGCGUGGUGAUGCUGAAUUUCAAGCAUUUUUGAGAGCACAAAGUGGCAAUGACAUGAACAUGGGAAUGAAUAUGGAUACGGGAAAUGGAGGGCAGCAAUUGAAUUCUAAUUUAUUUAAUGAUGGCGAUGAUGGACUGAAUUUAGAUUUUAUAGGAAGUGACAUUUGACGGAUUGAGGGAGUUGGGUGUUGAGAUGGAUAAGGGGGAAGGGAGUAGUUAAGUAGGAUAGGAACUGGACAGCCUGGUGAUACUUUUGAAUAGAAGACAUUUACACUUAAAUAAUUAUUGAAAAAAACUAAGAAAUUUUGACUUAUUUUGGGGAGGUUUGAUCAGUUUUGACGUUGGAGUUAAGAUGGUGC